Odobenus rosmarus divergens (Pacific walrus) is the source of this 1373-nucleotide messenger RNA. It is a transcript of the gene CSTPP1, whose product is annotated as chromosome unknown open reading frame, human C11orf49. NCBI's taxonomy places the organism in Eukaryota, Metazoa, Chordata, Mammalia, Carnivora, Odobenidae. The transcript is spliced from 9 exons. The record is from RefSeq and is a predicted model, not a curated record. Bases 101 to 1096 code for a protein of 331 amino acids.
CCUCCUCCCGCCCCGUGGUUGCCCUGGCAACGGAAGGGAGCCGGCGACCUGGGUUCCGGAAGCCGGAGAGCUAGAGCUUGGAAGCUACCCUGGUCCAAGGAUGCUGAGUCCGGAUCGCCUAGCCCUACCGGACUACGAGUAUCUGGCCCAGCGACACGUCCUCACGUACAUGGAGGAUGCAGUGUGCCAGCUGCUAGAGAAUAAGGAAGAUAUUAGCCAAUACGGCGUGGCCAGGUUCUUCACCGAAUAUUUUAACAGUGUAUGUCAGGGAACUCACAUUCUCUUUCGGGAAUUCAGCUUCAUCCAAGCCACCCCUCACAAUAGGGCAUCAUUCUUACGGGCCUUCUGGAAAUGCUUCCGAACUGUGGGCAAAAAUGGCGAUCUGCUGACCAUGAGAGAGUAUCACUGCUUGCUGCAAUUGCUGUGUCCGGAUUUCCCGCUGGAGCUCACUCAGAAAGCAGCCAGGAUUGUGCUCAUGGAUGACGCCAUGGACUGCUUGAUGUCUUUUUCAGAUUUCCUUCUUGCCUUCCAGAUCCAGUUUUACUACUCAGAGUUCCUGGAGAGUGUGGCUGCCAUCUAUCAGGACCUGCUGGCGGGCAAGAACCCCAACACGGUGAUUGUGCCGACGUCAUCGAGCGGGCAGCACCGCCAGCGGCCUCCCCUGGGCGAGGCUAGCGUGCUGGAGGGAGUGGAGGCCUCGCUGUUCUCCCAGUGCCUGGAGAACCUGUGCGACCGGCACAAAUACAGCUGUCCACCCCCAGCGCUUGUCAAAGAGGUACUAAGCAACGUCCAGAGGCUGACCUUCUAUGGAUUCCUUGUGGCUCUUUCAAAGCAUCAUGGGAUCAACCAAGCCCUAGGAGCUUUGCCUGACAAAGGGGACCUGAUGCACGACCCAGCCAUGGAUGAGGAGCUGGAACGGCUGCUGGCCCAGGUCCCAGGCCUGGUCAACUCGGCCCCUGCCAAUCCAGAGGCCGGCUGCCUGCCUUUCCGGACCCCUCCCAGGGUUGGCUCUCCCUGGAGACCCCUCCAUCACGCCCGCAAGGUGGACGCAGAGAGCGACGGUUCCACUGAAGAGACGGACGAGUCCGAGACUUGAGGAGUCUGAAGGGUCCUGUCCACAACGCCCGUGUAUCCAGCUCCCACCCAGCCCUUGGGACUCCCACCCAACCUCCUCCCCCACUCCUGUGCCAUGCUGCCCUCUGCUGGUGAAAAGCCUGAAUAACAGCCCAAGCCCAAAGACCAGCCAGAGGGGUUCCGGUGUCAUCAGCCAAGUCCAGCAGUGACCCUGAAAAGUAACAGCCUACUCUCCUUGGCCCUGUCAGUCUCUGCACUUUAGUCAGGACCCAAGCUGACAGCGGACUGAGCGGAGGCCA